UACCCACAGUCCGCGACGUCCUAUCCCUAUAGCUCGGUUGCUCCUGUCAUCGAUUACGAAGUCUUAGUUCGCUCGGCACAGACGCCCUGACACCUACCAAAUCUUGAACAGCGACCGUGACAAUAUUUCUCAGCUUGGAAUCCCAACCUUCUGCCAGUACCUCCAUCCAGUAUGUCCAACGCAACAGCGUCAUCUCAUGAUCCAUCUUCACGGACGAAGCGUGACACCAAGUGCAAAUGUCAAUGCAAUCCACAAUGCAUAUGUAACUGUCCUUGUCUUGUCCACUGCGUCUGUCGUUGGAAGCGUGACCACAAGUGCAAGACACCUGAGUGCAAGCCUCACGUAUGUGAUAGUCGCUGUAUUUCACACACUUCCCGAAAUCUUGUCGUCUGUCUCGAUGGAACAACCAACCAAUUUGGACAUUGGAACACCAAUGUCAUUGAAUUGUACAAUCGGAUAUUGAAGGAAAGCGAGGAUGCGAACCAGCUCACGUUCUAUAGUAGUGGUAUUGGGACAUAUAUUCCUUCAACCACGCAUUGGCUGUCUACUUGGUUCUAUAACACGAUUGACUCGGCAAUUGCAAGGAGUUUCAUGGUGAUCAUCGAAAAGGCGUAUCGGUGGUUGGCGCAUAAUUAUCGAGAUGGGGACAGGAUAUUCCUGUUCGGGUUCUCUCGUGGAGCAUAUCAGGUUCGAGCAGUGGCAGGGAUGAUCCAAAAGCUUGGCCUCGUACUUUCCGGAAACGUAGGGCUGAUUCCCUUCGCCUAUGAAUUGUAUACCAAUAGGCAUAAAGGCAAAGCCAUCAAAGACGAAGCGGAUGCAAGAGCUCUGUGCGAAAAUUUUAAGCGUACAUUUUCAAGAAACGUCAAGCUCCACUUCGUCGGUGUAUGGGAUACUGUCGCAUCUGUAGGGCUAGUACAGAAAAGUCCCUUACCACUGACCACUACUGCCUACCACAAUUGCACUUUCCGCCACGGACUUGCUCUCGAUGAAUGCCGUAUCAAGUUUCUCCCCACGUACUUGGCUGGUGGAUGGACACCAAAUCUUCGAUUGGAUUAUUACAGUCUCGAUGACAAGGAGAUGGACGUUAAAGAGGUGUGGUUCGUAGGCAGUCAUUCAGAUGUCGGUGGAAGCAAUGACCCACGUACUCUGAGCCUUGGCCUUGUUCCUCUUCUUUGGAUGGAGAAUCAAGCAAUUGAUAUCGGUCUUCGUUGUAGAAAACGGAACUUUUUUGGUGACUGGACGUGGGAUAAUCUUCAUAAAAGCAGACCAACGAUAUCGUUGCGGAGUUUCUGGCAUUUACUCGAGGUCCUGCCCAUCACACGGUACCAAUACACAGAUCCGAAUGCUACUACUCGAAUUCCGCAUUUUGGGAAGGGUCGCUCAAUUGUCCCUCGUCAACAUAUCCACGUGUCCGUGGCCUUCAGCCGUAAAAACUACAAAUCCAAAGCCAGGUUUCUCGGUGCCAAGACAAUAGAUCUGGAAUCUAUCAUAAAAUUAGGUAUAAACUCUGACCCAGGUAAGGCCGGUGACUUGUCCUGGGCCGAUGAGUGGAAACAUGUCUUCGAAAUGGAUUUAUUUGAUGAUGCCUUUGCGCAGGAGAUGAUUGAACGGCUUGAUUCCUCCACAGUUGUCAAUGAGCAGGUUUCCUUGCUAUGGCGUCUAUCUAUUAUGGCAUUGUCCUCUCGAAGCGCAAAGAAGAUAUCGAGCAAAAUUGGCAUCUUUGUGAAGAUGCUCAAAGCAGACCGCGAUACUCGCAUCCAAGCUGGAAGUGCCUCUUGUCUCUUCCAACUCGCAAACCACAGGUUUAGUCAACAGAUUAUAUCAGAAAAAGAUGUCUUACCGGAGCUUGAAAGAAUGCUCAAAAUACACAAGGAAGAAAAGGGAUACAAGGAGCUGAAAAUUGCCAGUCUUCAGUGCCUCUUACAAUUGGUCUUGGACUCCCAGGUCUCCAAUCAACAGGGCACCGACUGCCAUUCUGGACCGGCAGUAAUGAUACUGAAGGAUGAGCAAAUGAACUGGCCAGAAUUUCUCUAUGAUUGCCUAGGACUUGGCCCAGGCAACCACUCAAUUCAGCCUCUAGCGGGCUUGUCUUGUUUAAUGCGCCUCGCUAAAAUAUGUUUGCGAUUUUUUUUUUUUUCACAUUUGGUGCCUGCGUGAAUUGACAAUGUCUAACAGCCUAUCUAAUGGAGCAAAAGUUCAUGAUAUGGGUUGGCAAGCCACCGAAAGGUGCAGGCAGCAAUAAAAGUACCAGAUGGUCGUCGCUGGUUUCAAAACUCUUAAAGUACCUGGAGGACGAUCAGACCAGAUUUCAUGCUGCUUUGACUCUCAGAAAUAUGUCUAAAGAAGUAAUUAAACGGUGGUCGACUGACUCGACUCCAGGUCGCUGUAUGCGUUAUUGGCUGCAAGUGCUGUCAUUGUCCAGUUGAUGCCUCUUUCAGCUACCCAGAAAAGCAACCUAUUGAGAAGCCUC
Messenger RNA from Desarmillaria tabescens, 2470 nucleotides. RefSeq lists its product as uncharacterized. Bases 172 to 2157 code for a protein of 661 amino acids. The transcript is spliced from 13 exons. The record is from RefSeq and is a predicted model, not a curated record. Lineage: Eukaryota; Fungi; Basidiomycota; Agaricomycetes; Agaricales; Physalacriaceae.